AACGCAGAAGGUCGAGGGGGAGAGAGAGAAAGGGCGCGAUGGGGAGAAGGAAAUUUUAUGGGUGGGGAGCUGCGAUCGUAAUCUUUAUAGUGUUAAUGAUCGUAACCCCGGCGAUUCCCCAGUCUCAGGAGUACCACGACUUCGCUGAUCAGCGCAAAUUGUUCUUGGGGAUACCUAAUACGUUGAAUGUGAUUUCAAACUUUCCUUUUCUUGUGAUUGGUUUAAUUGGGUUUGUACUUUGCCUUCGUGGAAGCUUCAGGCUAAGCUUGCAAGGUGAAGUCUGGGGCUGGUCGUGCUUCUUUAUUGGUGUGGCUGCUGUUGCUUUUGGCUCCUCCUAUUACCAUCUCAAGCCAAAUGAUGCUAGACUAGUUUGGGAUCGAUUACCUAUGACUAUCGCAUUCACAUCAAUCAUGGCAAUCUUCAUCAUUGAAAGGAUUGAUGAAAAAACUGGAAUGACGUCAAUUGCACCACUUGUUAUGGCGGGUAUAAUAAGCAUUUUAUAUUGGAGGUUCUUUGAUGAUUUACGCCUAUAUGCACUUGUUCAAUUUGUUCCUUGCAUCAUUAUACCUUUGAUGGCUAUUCUAAUUCCUCCAAUGUAUACACAUUCUGCUUACUGGCUGUGGGCAGCAGGAUUUUAUCUUUUGGCCAAGGUAGAAGAAGCCAUGGACAAAGUGAUAUAUAAAUGGACUCAUCACAUUGUCAGUGGACAUACACUCAAGCAUCUAUGUGCUGCAAUGGUUCCUGUUUUUCUGACACUCAUGCUUGCAAAAAGGAGUAUUGAGGCUGAUAGGAUAAGUUUGUUUCAGCAGUGGCGGAUUUAUUGGGUAAGAGUUAAAGAAAGUCGAUUUAAGGGGGAGAGCUUAGAUUGUGAGUAUACUGCAGUUUCGACUACAACAUGAUGGCAUAAAUCAUACAUCAGGAGUCCUCACUGAAGAUAUUUCUUGAGGGACUUGUACAUUGUUAUCGAACACAGUAUGAGAGGCAUCAUUGUUGUUAACCACUGUAUAUGGAUAUCCAAGACCAACCCCUUCUGAGAAACCUUUUUGUAAGAAGUAUAGCACACAAUAAUUUCCUUAUAAGUAAUAGAGUAAUGUCACAUGUUACCUUAA
Molecule: messenger RNA, 1109 nt
Organism: Phoenix dactylifera (date palm)
Lineage: Eukaryota; Viridiplantae; Streptophyta; Magnoliopsida; Arecales; Arecaceae
Gene: SAG18
Product: senescence associated gene 18
Source: RefSeq, a predicted model, not a curated record